CUGAGGAUACCUUGCAGAAGGAGACUGAUGUCACAGGUAUGGCACUGCUGGGAUAACACUGUACUUCCACAAGCGUUGCUCACUUGUCCCUGUGUUCCCACCGAGGGCGACAUGAUGGAUAACCGGUUUGCUACAGCGCUGGUGAUCGCCUGUGUUCUCAGCCUCAUCUCCACCAUCUACAUGGCAGCCUCCAUUGGCACCGACUUCUGGUAUGAGUACCACACCCUGUCCCCAGCUGAGAAUGUUAGUGAAGCUGGGAGAAGCAUCUGGGAGGAGUUUGUCAGCAAAGAUGCAGAUGAGAAGACGUACACAGAUGCGCUCUUCCGGUGCAAUGGCACGGUUGGAUUGUGGCGGAGGUGCAUCACUGUACCCAAAAACUCUCACUGGUACAGCCCACCAGAAACAGAUAUGACUACAAACUGCAUCAGUUUUUCCCUCUCUGAUCAGUUUGUCGAAAAGUACAUAGAGCCUGGAAAUCACAACAGUGGCACAGAUUUGAAUCGGACUUACCUCUGGCGACUGCAGUUUCUUCUGCCCUUUGUCAGCAUCGGCCUCAUGUGCUUUGGGGCUCUGAUUGGGCUCUGUGCUUGUGCCUGUCGAAGCCUUUACCCGGCCAUUGCCACUGGAGUCCUGCAUUUCCUAGCAGGGCUGUGUACACUGGGCCUCGUUGGCUGCUAUGUAGCUGGGAUUGAGCUGCUCCAUAGGAAGCUGCCUCUGCCAGAGGAUGUGAGGGGUGAAUUCGGCUGGUCCUUCUGCCUCGCCUGUGUGUCAGCACCUUUGCAGUUCAUGGCAGCUGCUCUUUUCAUCUGGGCAGCUCGCACCAACAGGAAGGAAUUCACUCUCCUGAAAGCCUACCGUGUGGCAUAAGUGCUGCUACUGCAGUCUGGGCUUUCCAUGUUAGAGCGUCUUCUCCCUCAGCCCUUAUUACUUUUUUCUUUUAGUCAGAAUUUUAUCAUGUACUGCAUGCUUCUUGCCAGUCAAGACAGUUUAGCCUGCAGGCCCUGAAGAUGAAGACCUCUGGGCUAAAUGACCAAAGCCUGCCAGAAGUCUGCAGAUGUAAACAGGUUUUUAAUUUUUUUUUUUAAGAAUUGUUAUUAUUUUUUAAGCUACAUUUGGUUGGUGGCAGUUCCCCUUAUGUGCCCCUUUGUUCUUUUAUUGCCUGGUCAGCCUGGAGGAAAUAGAAGUGGUGUUGUGGGGUGGAAGAGAAACAAGAAAAGGUGCAGGUAUGCAGGAAUGGGAACAUCAGUGUGCAAAUUAUACAUAAUCAAGAGCUGUCUGCUGUGUGACUGAAGCAGGCAGUACCUAACAGGGAGCACCCAAGAGACAUGAGGGAAUUCAGAAACCUCUGUUAUGGAAAUACUGUAACUAAAUCAGUCUGUAGCUCAGCUCUGGGUCUCCUGUCACUAGUUUUGUGGCAUCUGCCAGAACUGCUGGAGGCAGAGCAGGCAGCUGUAGUAGUGUCUGUACAGCACACCUUCCUGAAGGCACACUUCGCACUUGCUUCUUCCAAGGAGUGGGAUAAGAUGGCCCUCAUGGAGCACUGUCCUGCUGUAGCUCCAGUGCUUUCAGGACCCAGGCUAAUUUGGUAUCUGCACUACAUGUGAGUGUGUACUCUAUCUUAAUUUGUGGUGCUUUUGCUUGAUGUGGAAUAAGGCUUUCUUCUUUCUUAUUGAAAAUUACCUCCUCACAAGUAUUUUGGUUUUAAUUUGGUUUAGUGUAUGUGUGUACAUGUACAUAUAUGAACUUAACUCUUUUUAAACCUCACCUGUUUAUCCUGUAUAGCACACAACAGGGUUUUUUUAAAAGGUGCUGCUCUUUUCCCAUUUUGUUUAAAUUAAAUAAUAAUAGUAAUA
Cinclus cinclus is the source of this 1853-nucleotide messenger RNA. It is a transcript of the gene CLDND1, whose product is annotated as claudin domain containing 1. NCBI's taxonomy places the organism in Eukaryota, Metazoa, Chordata, Aves, Passeriformes, Cinclidae. Bases 28 to 867 code for a protein of 279 amino acids. Gene Ontology annotation, cellular component: membrane. The record is from RefSeq and is a predicted model, not a curated record. The transcript is spliced from 4 exons.